Messenger RNA from Nylanderia fulva, 1847 nucleotides. RefSeq lists its product as uncharacterized. Lineage: Eukaryota; Metazoa; Arthropoda; Insecta; Hymenoptera; Formicidae. The record is from RefSeq and is a predicted model, not a curated record.
UUCACCUUUUAUUUUUGGAAGCGUCACGAUUUGUCAUUCGCGGAUCUCGCGCUGAUGCGGUAGCGGUGUUUGUCCCGCGCGUCGAAACCGACGAGCAACGAUGAUUACGACGAUGUUGAAGAGCGACGACUCGACGUUGCUGACGAACGGCAACGGUAACCUCGUCGAAGACAUUCGGAAAGACAAACCGGCGAGAUUUUGGACGAUGAUCCGUCUAAACGAGUGGACCUUCAGCCUGUCACUCCUAGCCCUGUCGCUCUCCAUCGUCCUAGGAAAAUUGAUCGCUAAUUACGGAAAGUGUUUGUCAUGGGAAAUCGGCGAUCGAUACUCGUUAUCGCCAAUAACAACGUUCGCUCAAGUGUACAAUACGAUACCAAAUAUGUCCGUUUUACCGAAAUUCGACAUAAAACGAUUCCCAGCGGACAGCGAGAGAUUCUUCAACACCAGUCAUCAAUAUGCGGAAGCAGCUAGUAACAUGCUCGUCGCUUUUUACGAAAAAUACGAUUGGCUGCUGAAAGCGGCGAUGAGUGGACUUAUGAUAACAAGUUUCACUUGGUUCAUCCUUUACAAGGACAGCAGCAUCCCCGGUAUCAAUCCACCGGCUCCCUUUAGUCCUUCCAGACAGAGGAUAUACAAGGAGUCAAGGAUACAGAUAAACUAUUUCGUUGGGGCAUUAAAUGGAAUAUUAUUUUUUAUCUACAUGUGUCUUUAAUACAUGAUGGAAAUGUCACUAAUUUUGGGAAGAAGGUCCUAUUUUUUGGUCUACUUAAUAUUAUUUGAUCUGAAUUAUUUAUUACUUAUUUAUUGAAAACAAUUUAUUUAUUGGUGACUCAUAUUUACAAUAUAUGGAAGAUUAUGGAUCUAUGAAAGAAUAGAUACCAACAAUAGGGAGCCUUAGUGUCUUGUGUAAUAUUUAUUAACAUAUUGUAACAUUACGUUAUAAUAAUGUUGUAGAAAAUAAUCUUUCCAUUUGAACACAAAUGAAAAAUGGAAAGUAGAUAGAAAAGCAUCAGCAUUUUCGAAAUAUGAAGAAUUUAUACUAAAUAAUUUACUAAUAUACAAAGAUAACCUCGAUUGCUAAUAAUUUUCCCCUAAUAAUUGCACUAAUGAUAUAAUUGUGUAAAAAGUAUUGAAUCAGCUGCAAUUGCAUGAUUUACAUAUAACAACCAAAAAUAUCAAAGUACAAAACAGUCCAUUGUUCCAUACUUCCAAAUUUUAAACAGUUACUAUGUUAAGACUGAUUGAUUAUCUAAUAAAGUAGUAAUAUUUAUUGAUAAGCUAGUUAUAAGUGUUAUCAAAUAAAAUUGUAUGCAGGAUAUAUAUUUUAUGCAUGCUUAAAGAUAACACAUUUUGUCAUUUUGAAUAGUGAUAUUUUAUAUUUAAUACAUUUAAUAUGCAUUGUUCUUUUGUGACGUUUUCAUGUUUCUUUAAAAUAUAGUUGGAAUCUCUCAUCAGGUAGCUAUAAGAAUGUCACACGAAAUGGUGCAACGAAAAAUGUGCUGCUUAGGUUACAUUAAGAUGUAUUUAUACAUUAAUUUUUUUUUAUAAAUAUUAAAAACUGCAGACUUACACAUUGCAGCUUUGACAUUGCACAUGUGAAGCUUGAAGCUAUAACUUCUAACUAUUAAUAAAGCUUUGUCUCCCUUCCACCUAUUAAUAAGUAUUACAAACGUUUACUAAAAAAUUAUUUUUUAAAUUAAUAUUGAUAAGAAAAGUUAAAAGUAUUUUUUUAAUAUAAUAUAAGCUACGCCUUAUAAGCUCCUGUGACUGUGAAUAUCACCAGACAUGCAAAACUACAUUGUACAAAAAUUCUCUAUAAAAUAAAAUAAAUAUGUAAAUUAUCUAUA